This is a messenger RNA of Carica papaya (papaya), 606 nucleotides long. The record is from RefSeq and is a predicted model, not a curated record. Lineage: Eukaryota; Viridiplantae; Streptophyta; Magnoliopsida; Brassicales; Caricaceae.
GUACUAAUAACAUAGAAAUAACUCUUGUUUCAUCCUUCUCACUUCUCUAUUAUUCUGCAACAUCCAUCUCCAAUGGGAUUACUGUUGGUUGCUAAGUGCCCCCCUGCAUCUGCUGACACGACUUUCUAGAAUAGUUUUCCAAAGGAGUUAUUCAUCUAUAUUAAGAAAGAAAUUUGUUUCAUGCAGUGGCAAGCAGGAUCAAGACAGCAAUCUGCUCCAUCUGGCUUUGAGCCAGACAAAAGCAGCUGGGGCUGGAACUGGUUGGAGAGAUGGAUGGCUGUCCGGCCAUGGGAGAACCGUUUUCUUGACAUUAAUCUUAAAGAUGGAGUUAUGAUACGUGACAAUGAAUCACCUGAGGGCAUGCUAGAGACAUCCAAGAUGAAGUCAAAGCCAGCUCUACAAGAUCUGGUUGAGGAGGCCAGCUCAAGACCUGGUGGUAUUAGUUCAAGAUCCCGCAGCAACCCCAAAGAGAGAUCAACACAAUCAGAUAAAUUCACAAAGAAGCGGUUAUCUCUACCUAACAGUGUUCCAGAUAUGGAUAACAAUCCAUAUUUCGGAAUUUCGUUUUUUCUAAUGAAUAUCAUUGCCGCUAGGUCAAACAGAUGA